UAGUUGGAAGAGCAUCUCGUCGAGUGGUUGUGGUGCUAGGGCUAGACUAGGGUUAGCUGCCGUAGCCCUAACGUGACUGGUUUUUUUGCUCCCAACCCGUUAGUAAGGUAUUAAGCGGCCGAUAUACUUCACGUGAUUAGAUAUCACGUGAAGUAAAGGAUGCCUGUAGGUUUUAACUUUUCGAGCGUUCUCAUGUUGAGCAGAUAGCUGUACGCGUUUCCGGGACAACCAGACUCUCGAUGUAAACAAACAGUGCGCUCAUCUACUGCUGGUCUCCUAUCCCAAUGAGCUCAAUCCUGCCGGCCCAGCUGUAACACCACUUGCCUCGGAAACCUCUUCUGCCUUCUUUUGCAAUACUUAUCAGCAGCCGACAUCUCACCUUAUUUGUUCUAUUGUCUGCUUUUGCAAAGCACUCUUUCUUGGUUCGCGGGAAACUUUACGAGUUUCAGCCAGUAGCUCCACCUUUCUAGUAGGAUGAGCCGUCCUCUAUCUGGAUUGAAACACUCCGAAUCUUCUCUAUCUAUUAACACGCUACCGAUGUGGGAUUCUUCAGAUCCCGAGAGGCAUCCGCCACCUCUCCCGCUAGCUACUGAUUCCCCAAAUUUGACCUCGCCCUCACGAUCUGGAGGCUCUUUUUUGCGGUCACGGAAUAACUCUCCCGUUCGUCCCACUCUUCGGCCUAUCUCUCAGUCGGUUGCUAGCUCUAGCCAGGCAUCCGAUAUUCUGUUGACCGUUGGUAGAAUACAGGAGCAGUUGACAGAACUAGACUCUACAGUAAGAUCAUCGGACUACACAAUUAGAAAGACUGAGAAAGAGAUUGAGAGUCUGUUAAGGAGGUCCAAAGAUAAUGCAGGCGAUCUUGGAUCGUUACGCGAGAAGGUGCUCAACACUGAGAAUAUCUUGCAUGAGCAACUAAGCAGUAUCACCAAAGUGUUGACGAUCUCGCCCAAAACCCUGGCUGAUGAUAUAAGGGCGUUUUUUAAUGAUGGAUUGAGAACCUCCGAUUGGUCAAGCUGCUUGGAUAAAGUCAACAAUUUGGAAGAAGCUAUGUUGAAGCUUAGCCCAAGCUUCAAUGUGCUUCAGCAGAAUUUGGGGAAACAAAGAGCACAAAGAGAUGAGACUCUUAGUCGUUCAGACUCACAAUCUUAUAAUCGUCUGACUUCCAAGAUUGAUGAGAUGAGUGAGCGCAUCAAGGAUUACUCCGCUUCUCUCGAUCAUGUUUCUAAGGGACUAGAGUCAGUGACAUUGAGGAAUGCUGAGUUUGCUGGCGUCGAAAAAAAUUUGCUAUCAACUCUUCAACAAGUGCAGACGACGCAGCAAAUUAUUGGUCAAGCGCACGAAGAACGCGAUGGUCGAUCUGACCAGACCUUACGUCAGUUGGAAACGGUUCUCAGUGGAGAGCUGUUGCAAAAGGUGAAAGGGCUGGAGAACAAUGUUGAGAAUAACGCCGGUCGUUUGGAGAUGAUUUACGAAAAUGGGCUCUCGCUAUCAAACGCUUUGAGUGAGGGAGAUAUUUACGAGCGUUCCGAGUCAAUGAAGAAGGUGAUCUCUUCCCUCGCGACAUUGGAAGAGCAGAUAUCUGGAAUUCGACAGUCGUUUGACUCCGAUCUCCACGCAGCCUACCAAAGUCAUGCUGCCGUAUACGAAGAACGGAUUCAAGAUCUUUCAAUAAUCCAAACUGCAGGAUUUCAAAAGUCUGAUACUAUCCUCUCAACUGUUGCUGAUCUAGACUCGAUUAUUCGGUCUCAAAGUGAAAGAAGUUCCUCGUCAGCUACUCAAACAAAUGCGAAGUUGGACGAGAUUACAAGUGAUAUCAAAAUGAUGUCUACCAACAUUCAGCCGUUAACGUUAUUGCCAGAAAUAUACGCCAACUUUAUUGAGAAUGCUACUCGGUCCGCUACGAGUCUGUCGGAUGAGCACUCAAGGUUAACGAGCGAAGUAGAGACUCUUCGUCAGCAGAAGUUAGACAUGGUUAAGGAGCUUGCUUCGCUUGAUGCAACUGUAGCAUCUCGUGCGAAAGAGCUGAAGAUUCUCGAGGAUAGAGCAGAGGCAUUUCAGCAAAAACUGCAGACGAGUAUUAUGUCUCAGAUUGAGUUUGCGACAGUAUCCAAGACAGGAAGCUCAGCCGGUAGAGAAUUUGCUGAUAAGGUAUGAUAUGCGUCUUUACUAUUUACUGGGAAUUUGUGGAAUGCUGACUCUCCAGCAGGCGAUUUAUGAGGAUAGAUUGACUGAAUCUCUCAAUGAGAGUGGUGAUGAAAGCGCACAGCAUGAUACAAAGUCGUGGUCAUCAAACGAUGGAUCUUUUAGCAAUUCGGAGAGAUCUCGAGACAAUCGACAAUCAUCUUGGAGUCGCAAGCUGGGAGGAAUGUUCAGCGCUGGAAAGGAGAAUGAAUUGGUCAUCGCUAAAAGAAGCACAGGUCGUAAAGUACGAAGUGUGAGUGAGCGGUUGAAUUUUUGAGUCAAUUGAGAAUGCUAUUUGUGCGUAAACGACACGCCGAAGUAAGGUUUCUGUUGCGGUUUUUAUGAUUUUUAGAUUUGGUAAUAGUAUGAUCUCAGGAAAGCUCUAUGUUAAGUCAAUGAAUAAUAG
This is a messenger RNA of Myxozyma melibiosi, 2587 nucleotides long. RefSeq lists its product as uncharacterized. The record is from RefSeq and is a predicted model, not a curated record. The transcript has 2 exons. Lineage: Eukaryota; Fungi; Ascomycota; Lipomycetes; Lipomycetales; Lipomycetaceae. Bases 475 to 2154 code for a protein of 559 amino acids.